This is a messenger RNA of Diabrotica balteata, 419 nucleotides long. NCBI's taxonomy places the organism in Eukaryota, Metazoa, Arthropoda, Insecta, Coleoptera, Chrysomelidae. The record is from the annotation of a GenBank genome assembly.
UAAAAAGUGAUCUGACUUUUAGUGAACUUCACGUUCAAACAUGCAACCAUCAACAAUCGUCGUUUUUUUCUUCGCUACAGUCCUUGGUGUUUUGUCGGUGACGAGAGCUUCCAUUAUAAGUUGUCCACCAAAUCCUAUCCAAGAACAGCUAAACCCAGCUGUAAGACAACUCUGCGUCGCUAUUGAACAGGCCGUUGAAGAGGUUCCGAAAGAAUAUGCUGAACGAUUAGAUGACAGAGCCAUCAAUUUGAAUACUAAACGACAAGAUGUCGACCACGUAUUUUUGAGAUUCGGCAAAAGAUUUGGAUUGUAAAAAGCUAACUAGAUUUUUAAAAGUACAGCCCUUCUUUUAAACCUUCGAAAAUGUUCUUUUGCGGCUUUAAAAUUACUUUUUGUUUCAGGUAAAAUAUCGAGAAGGC